UUUGACUUUAGAACACGUCAUAUGUUUCAACUUUCAUGUCACGUCGGUUUAUAAUUUUUCAAUAAAUUUAGCCGAUAAUUGUUUUCAUAUUGUCUUUUCACGGUAAAACUGCAAAAUGAAGAUCAAGGCACUUUUGUGCUUCACAGUUCUCUUAUCCUGUUAUCAGGGAAAUGCACAAACUCGACCGAAGUUGGUUGAAGAGAAAGUCCAACAGCUUUCGGAUCUCUUAGCCAAGAAGUCGAUAAUAAACUUGAAUCUCAACAAGUUUAAGGAAUAUGUUAAGGCUCCACCAAAGGACUACUCCUUUAUUGUUAUGUUCACUGCAAUGGCACCGGCAAGACGUUGUGCCAUUUGUCAGCAUGUCUACGAUGAAUAUUUAAUAGUAGCAAAUUCAUUUAGGUAUUCUCCAGCUUAUAACAACAAAUUGUUCUUUGGUAUGGUUGACUUUGAUGAGGGUUCUGACAUCUUCCAAAUGUUACGUUUAAACACUGCUCCUGUGAUCAUGCAUUUCCCGGCUAAAGGGAAACCCAAACCAGCAGAUUCCAUGGAUUUUGAGAGGGCUGGUAUCCAUGCUGAAGCCAUUGCUAAAUGGAUCCAGGAUAGAACUGAUGUACAGAUCAGAGUCUUCAGACCGCCUAACUAUUCCGGAGCAGUUGCUUUGGCCAUGCUAUUCGCACUUGUCGCUGGAUUCCUCUAUCUGAGAAGGAACAAUCUAGAAUUCUUGUACAACAAGGAAAUGUGGGCUACACUGGCUGUGAUUUUCUGCUUCACCAUGAUAUCUGGACAGAUGUGGAACCAGAUCAGAGGCCCGCCGUUCUUCCACCGGACUAAGAACGGACCUGUGUACAUUAAUGGAGGAUCACAUGGACAGUUCGUGCUGGAGAGUUACAUUGUAGCUAUUUUGAACGGAGCAGUUGCUGUAGGAGUGAUUCUGAUGAUAGAAGCAGCUGGUGGCGUUAAGAACAAGGAAGUUCGCGCGCAGGAGGGCAAGAGGAGACGCUUCCAGUCCGUAGUAGGGUUGGUGCUAGUCUGCGUGUUCUUCUCGCUGCUGCUGUCCGUGUUCCGAGCCAAGACUCAGGGAUACCCUUACAGUUUCCUGUUUAAGUAGAAGUUCCUCGAAUGUGUAAGAAUAAUGAGGAGUGUUGUGUCGUGUGUUGCAAUAUUAUGUUCAAUUUCAUUAUGAAGAGUAAUAAAAUAUUAUUUAUUAAAUAUAA
Messenger RNA from Pectinophora gossypiella (pink bollworm), 1214 nucleotides. It is a transcript of the gene Ostgamma, whose product is annotated as tumor suppressor candidate 3. The coding region runs from base 116 to 1108 and encodes 330 amino acids. Lineage: Eukaryota; Metazoa; Arthropoda; Insecta; Lepidoptera; Gelechiidae. Gene Ontology annotation, cellular component: oligosaccharyltransferase complex. The transcript is spliced from 6 exons. The record is from RefSeq and is a predicted model, not a curated record.